Nicrophorus vespilloides is the source of this 1539-nucleotide messenger RNA. RefSeq names its product T-cell activation inhibitor, mitochondrial. The transcript is spliced from 7 exons. Bases 66 to 1505 code for a protein of 479 amino acids. Gene Ontology annotation, cellular component: mitochondrion. NCBI's taxonomy places the organism in Eukaryota, Metazoa, Arthropoda, Insecta, Coleoptera, Silphidae. The record is from RefSeq and is a predicted model, not a curated record.
UCUUUUUUUUGAUGUUUUAAAAGUCAAGUUCGUAACUGUCAACAACUGUCAAUGUCAAAUUGAUAAUGUUACAAACAUCAAGAUGGUUUCCCAUCCACAAAAUUCUCUGUUUAAAUAACAUCCGUUGUAUGACUUCCACAGAGGUUGCCACAGCUCUAAGACCCUUUUACUUUGCUGUUCACCCUGAUCUGUUUGGACAAUAUCCUAGCCAAAGGACAGUCAAUGAAAACUCCUUGAAGCAAUUAAGUUCAUUUCUUGAAUCACUACAGAAUAGGAAAACAGCCUUACCAUGCAAUUUGCAGUUCUAUAUAAGAGAAAAAAAGGAAGACAAAGGUUCAUUCCGUUUAGUCAAGUUAUUUUUGAAGGAAAAAGAUCUAAGAGAAGUAAUAUUGAAUGUCUUAAAAUCAUGUGAUCUUCCUACAGACUUUGUGGACAAGAUUCCCAAACCAAUAGUGAAACCUAGGCCAAUCUAUAGUAAAAUAAAUGACAUAGAUUUAAGUGAUUUUGAUAUAGAUGAAACCAUCUUUGAACCUACAUCUAUGAGAAGGAAGAUGAAGGAAGCUCAAGAAUCUUUAAACUUGUUUGAUUGGAUUAACAAAAAUCAUGCAGAUGCUCUAAGUAAGAUAAUGUUAAAUCAACCAAUUAGAGAGGAAAAUAGUCGACUCAGAUCUAAGCUUAUUGAGAAAUUAAAAUUGUUUGAUUUGAAAUGGGAUUGUGGAUGGAAUGAGACUCAUAUAAGGGGAUGUUUGCAAAGUUUUGAAUCUUUGUCUAAUCAACAUAUUGAGCACAUGUAUAUUUUAAAAGGAAGAAUUUUGGUAUUUGCUCCAUUUACAGGUGUAAGUUUAGAUGGUCAUAUUAUGCUGAAUAGUGGCGAAGUAAGGCACAACUGGUUGGAUCUAAUAAAAAAUGUCAGGAAAUAUGAUGCACAUCUGUUAAAAAUACCGGCAUUUGAAAAGUCCGUUUCUCAAGUACUAAGAGAUAUUAAAGUUGUGAGAAGGAAGUUUAUGCCCAAAAUACUGGCUGGAGAAUAUGAAAAGAAUUUGCAGCAAAUCACCACAGCUUUAAGUGAUUAUUUGAGCUACAAGAGCUUUCCAAAGUCCUGGCCUAGCAGUUUCAAGAAUUUCGAAAUAGUUGUGGAAACGGAAGCUGGACCACUAAUGGUAUCACCGACGGGACAAUUCAUUGUCCCAUCUUCUUGUCCUGGAUCACUUCUAGUCAGUUUCUUAACAGACAAUUUGCAAGAUGCUUCAAAUAGAAUUAAAAAAUAUCAGAUGGUUAAAAAUGUUGAAACCAGUUUACAAUUAGAUUGUAUUAAAAUAUUGAAAUUAAUGGAUUUGAGGAAAGAUGAUAACGUCCAUCCUGAGCUGAUGAUUACUUGCUGCGAGAAUCUUAUCAACAACAAAGACAAACUGAAUAACUUACAAGGAGUGUAUUUGAACAUAGCUACCUACUAUUCGGUACUGUCUGAUGGAGUUGUUUGCAUACCAUGGAAUUGGACGACGUGAUCAAUACAAAAUUCUUUUUAGAUGUUAUUAUUAA